Molecule: messenger RNA, 1203 nt
Organism: Caenorhabditis sp. 36 PRJEB53466
Lineage: Eukaryota; Metazoa; Nematoda; Chromadorea; Rhabditida; Rhabditidae
Source: the annotation of a GenBank genome assembly
AUGGCCGCGAAGAUUCCGAGAAUCGCGAUAAUCGGCGAAGGAGUCAUCGGAUGCACGUCGGCCCUGCAGAUCGCGAAAGCGAUCCCGAACGCCCGGAUCACGGUGCUCCACGACAAACCGUUCGAAUCGUCGUGCAGUGCCGGACCCGCCGGACUCUUCCGAAUCGACUACGAGGAAAAUACGUUAGUUUUUGUGUUUCAGAGCUUACAAUCUCCUUUUAACCUGAUCUAAUGUGAUUGUUUUGCAGUGAGUACGGACGAGCCUCGUUCGCCUGGUUCUCGCAUCUGUACCGUACCACGAAAGGAGCGGAGACUGGCGUGAAGUUGGUGUCCGGACACAUUCAGUCGGACAAUCUCGAAUCGCUGAAACAACAACAACGGGCCUACGGCGGCAUUGUCUACAAUUUCCGGUUUCUGGACGAUCGAGAACGUCUCGACAUGUUCCCCGAGCCGUCAAAGUGAGUAGAACCAGAAUUAAAGGCGUUUUCAGACAAUGAUCAUUUCAGACACUGCAUCCACUACACCGCCUACGCAUCCGAGGGCAACAAGUACGUGCCGUACCUGAAAAAGUUGUUGCUCGAGCGAAAAGUGGAGUUCAAGCGGGAGGAGGUGAAGAGUUUGGACAAAGUGGCCGACGACGGAUACGAUGUGAUUGUGAACUGUGCCGGAUUGGCGGGCGGGGCACUCGCUGGCGACGAUGACACGUGUUAUCCGAUCCGUGGCGUCAUUCUGGAGGUGGACGCGCCAUGGCACAAACACUUCAACUACAGGGACUUCACCACGUUCACCAUUCCAAAGUGAGUCGCGUUGGCUCAGCAAAUGCGCUCCGCUGCACUCGCCACUUUUCUCUUUUCAUUUUCGUCUCUAAAUUCAUUUUUUUGCCAGAGAGAACACUGUCGUGAUCGGUUCGACGAAACAGGACAACCGCUGGGACCUGGAGAUCACCGACGAGGACCGCAACGACAUUCUCCGCCGCUACCUUGCCCUGCAUCCGGGCAUGCGAGAGCCCAAAAUUGUGAAGGAGUGGUCGGCGCUGCGGCCCGGCAGAAAACACAUUCGGAUCGAGGCGCAGCAGCGGAAAUCGAAGAAUUCGUACACGGUGGUGCAUCAUUACGGCCAUGGAAGCAACGGAUUCACGCUGGGCUGGGGCACCGCCAUCGUGGCGACGCGGCUCGUCAAGAAGGCGUUGGGAGUGGAGGAAUGA